CUCUCUCUUUCUCCUCUCUCUCUCUGUUUCUCCUCAGAUAUCCAGGCUCAAAGCGUCAGUCCACCAGCUGAACUCUCAGUCAGACUGGUGAAUGGGACCACUUCCUGUUCUGGGACAGUGGAAGUCUUCUACAGAGGAGAGUGGUCAGGUCUAUGUCCUAUGUGGUGGAGAAUGAAAGAGGCUAAGGUUGUUUGUAGAGAGCUGGGCUGUGGGAAUGUUGUAGCUGUAUCUAGAGGACCUCUGGUUGAAGAUGGAAGAAAAGGAGCCACACUAGGGAGUGGAUGUAGUGGAGAUGAGUCUACUAUUAGAGAGUGUGGAGUAAGACCUGCUGACUGCUAUGAGUCUGUGCAGCUUGUGGAUGGAGCUGGCUUCUGCUCUGGGAGACUGGAGGUGAAGUCCAAUCAGUCCUGGGCCUCAGUGUGUGAAGCUGACUUUGACCAGCAGGAUGCAGAGGUAGUCUGUGGGGAGCUUGGCUGUGGGGCUCCUGCAGCUCUACAGGGGGGGCUCUAUGGAGAAGGUGAGGAGGGUCAGACCUGGGAUAAAGAGUUCCAGUGUAAAGGCAAUGAGUCCCUUCUCCUGGACUGUGACACCUCAGACAGAAAAAACAACACCUGCCUACCUGGUAAUGCUGUUGGACUCACCUGCUCAGAGCCUGAUGAUGUGAGGCUGGUGGGAGGAGGCAGUCGCUGUGCUGGUGGAGUGGAGUGGUACGACCAGGGAGAGUGGAGGACUGUGGGAGCUGUAGACUGGAAGAAGGAGGGUGUAGCUGCAGUAGUGUGUAGACAGCUGGGUUGUGGCUCCACUGUUUCAGUACUACCUGGAAACACCAGUAGAGGGUUUGGAGUUUACUGUUCUUGGUCUGAGCCUUCACUGAGGGAGUGUGGGAGAAUGUAUCAUUUCCUUCCUGGACUCACAGUGAUCUGCUCAGAUGACUCCCACCAAGGGAACUACAGCUGUGUUUAUGACAAUUAUGUUUUCUCUCAUAACUUCUUCUCUGAGAGUGAGCUCCUCAACCUCACCGUCACAGCCUCUCCUCUGCCAGCCUUCAUCAUCAGACACGUUGUAGUGCUGCUGAUCCUACUGACAGCCAUCACCACCAUCUACCUGUACUACAAGACCACCAGGAGGCAGAAGAGAGUGAACAGGGUGAGCAGCAUGGAUCUUUAUGUUGAUGCCAAUGCCAUGGAGAUGGUCUCUCUGAGCUCCAGAGCUGAAGCUGGACCGGGAGAGGAGAGAGCAGCCCAGGGGACUGAGUAGGAGUAGAAUGAUGCUGACCCUACAUGCUGAUCUUAGGUCAGUUUUGUGUUUUAAAUCUAUGGUCAGCAGUGGACUGGUGUUUAAAAUGUGGUGACAAACCUUAAGUGGUUCUAAUUUUAAUAGCAUGUUCAGAAUUAG
This is a messenger RNA of Coregonus clupeaformis (lake whitefish), 1395 nucleotides long. RefSeq names its product CD5 antigen-like. NCBI's taxonomy places the organism in Eukaryota, Metazoa, Chordata, Actinopteri, Salmoniformes, Salmonidae. The transcript has 7 exons. The annotation marks the transcript as partial. The record is from RefSeq and is a predicted model, not a curated record. Gene Ontology annotation, cellular component: membrane.